This is a messenger RNA of Conger conger (European conger), 3108 nucleotides long. RefSeq names its product Yip1 interacting factor homolog B (S. cerevisiae) (gene yif1b). The coding region runs from base 86 to 1000 and encodes 304 amino acids. The record is from RefSeq and is a predicted model, not a curated record. Lineage: Eukaryota; Metazoa; Chordata; Actinopteri; Anguilliformes; Congridae. Gene Ontology annotation, cellular component: endoplasmic reticulum membrane; COPII-coated ER to Golgi transport vesicle; endoplasmic reticulum-Golgi intermediate compartment. Gene Ontology annotation, biological process: endoplasmic reticulum to Golgi vesicle-mediated transport. The transcript has 8 exons.
UGUCGAUUUGAAUGGCUUCCUGUCUUUGUACGAAGUUAACGUGUACGUAUUGAUAUUUCAUUGGGGUUAUUUCCAGUUGGCUACAAUGGAUUAUUCAGAGACUCCAACUGGGUUCAGACAGCGUAAGUUACAGCCCAAAGUCAGGAUGAGGAACCCGGUGGCGGAGGCCGGGGACCCCACCCCGCUGUUUGAGGACACCAGCGCCGGCACGCGGCCCGCAGCCUACAGGGGCCAGGAUGACGCAGGGUUGGGGUACCCCGCCCAGACCCUGCUCUCCGACCCCAUGUCCAACCUCGCCCUGGCGUACGGGAGCAGUCUGGCCAGCCAAGGGAAAGAAAUGGUUGACAAGAACCUUGACCGCUUCAUCCCCAUCUCCAAGCUCAAGUACUACUUUGCGGUGGAUACGGUUUACGUGGGGAAAAAACUGGGCCUCCUCGUCUUCCCUUACAUGCACCAGAACUGGGAGGUGAGCUAUCAGCAGGACACCCCAGUGGCCCCCCGAUUUGACAUCAACGCCCCAGACCUCUACAUUCCUGCGAUGGCGUUUAUCACUUACAUCCUGGUGGCAGGUUUAGCUCUGGGAACUCAGAACAGGUUCAGCCCAGAGAUCUUGGGCAUGCAGGCCAGCUCAGCCUUGGUGUGGCUCAUUAUGGAGGUGCUGGCCACCUUGCUCAGCCUCUACUUAGUAACCGUCAACACGGACCUCACCACCAUCGAUCUCAUCGCCUUUGCGGGGUACAAGUAUGUGGGAAUGAUCGUGGGCGUUGUGGCCGGGCUUCUGUUCGGCAGGACCGGGUAUUACUUAAUGCUGCUCUGGUGCUGUGCGUCCAUCUUCGUGUUCAUGAUCCGGACGUUGAGGCUGAAGAUCCUGUCAGAAGCCGCGGCGGAGGGCGUCCUGGUCCGGGGGGCCAAGAACCAACUCCGCAUGUAUCUCACCAUGGCCAUCGCAGCAGCUCAGCCCAUCUUCAUGUACUGGCUGACCUUUCACCUGGUCAGAUAGAACAAAAUGGCGGCAAGAACACGGGGGACAGGCACACGGACACGGCACUACCUCCUCCCCACACAAAAAACUCUUCCCCCCUCCUCAAGACUCCAAGAAACAAGACGCUAGCAUGCAAAGCGAAUUUAAAAAAACAACAUCGUAGAUGCAGCAUUUUUAGCAGAGUUUCGCAGCACAAAUUAACAAUAUUUCAACUGUUUGUUUUUUUGUAUUGUUGUUCUUUGUUUUUUAAUGUAAAUGGUAAAUGAUGAUAAAGUUGAUGCCGCUUUUUCCAUGUGUAGGAUAAUGUCCAGUGCAAUUUAUAUAUAUAUAUUUUUUUCUUUUUCCCUUUUUGGUAACUUUUUUUUUUUUUUCAUGUAUUUGACGUGUGGUCGGUAACCCAGAGUGCUGUCUGGGUGGAGGGUUACAACGGUUUGAAAGAUUUGCAAAAGAAGGGAGAGCGCACAGCCACCUUGGCAUCGAUCACAAGACUAGACACCACUGAAAUUGCUUUUUAAUCGACGUUUGGUAAUUUGCAUACAAAACAACCUGUCCGUCUGUCAUUUCCUUGAAAGUUUGUCAGUGAACUGAAUGUGAAGUUGUACUUGUCGGGCCAGUUAAUUUUGCCCUGACGCUGGUUUUAGUUAUUAGAAAUGUACAUUUUAGCAGGGCCUUGCUUUUCAGCCUUGCCUUGCUUUAACAUUUAAGGAGGACAUGACACUUUAUUGUAACUUGAGUAAUAUAUACACUCAGUUCCAAGACCUGCAUAGAAAAGCUCCAACAAAUUUUUGGAUGUUUGUCCUGGAACAAAACAAACACUCACACUACCUGCAAAGGGGACCCAAUUCUGUCUGAAUUUUCUUUUCUUUUUUUAUGUGGUCUGAUUUGGUUUGGGUUAUGGGUCAUUGUUCAUAUUCUUGAAUUUCCGAAAUGCUCGAGGACGGACCGCUCCAGACCGGCCUCAGUUUGAGCUUGCAUGAUGGCUUGGUUUCAGUAGUGAAAAAUCACACGGCACACGGCAACUGACAGGUUAGUCUAGUCCAGUCCAGCUAUUGCCUACUGAGUUUCUGCUAAGCUGGCCUGACCUAUAGCUCUGCAACCAACCCACCGCUGUAUUCUCUUGGUUCCUCCAUUUUGAGAUCCAAUCACAGCUCAGCAUGACAACAUGACAGCACUGAGAACUGUACCUUUGGUGGAGCGCCAUUACUUCUUUAUCCAAACCUCUCAUUCAGAACGAUAAAAAUCAACAGUCAAAAUUCAAUGCCUUCCAUGGAAAAUGUGCGUGAGCCAUUUGCACUCUGAUACCAACUUAAUUUGUCAGUUUACAUUUCCUCCCUGACCAAUUUGCAAAGAAUUGGUGACCUGGAGAGCUGUGGUGUUGCUGUGAUAGACAGCAGGUGUUUCAGUUACAGACUGUGCUUCACACUUAGAGUAGUGUUGUAUUUUCUACACUUCAGCUGAGUUUUAGCAAAGUGUAGUUCUCUAAUUCAAUCAAGGAAGUAGCUGAUUAGACUUGUUUCGUUUCUCAACACGGAGAUAUUUGGUGAAAAUGUUUCAGCUGCAUGCAAUUGGCCAUGUAUUACGUCAUCUCUCAACAGACGUUCAAAGUAGGCCAUUUUAAGAUAAGCUUUGUCUGUUGCUCACAGGACCAGUAAGUAAUGUGGCAUUGUGGGUAAGAGACUGGACUUGCAACCAUAAUGCAUUAUGUAGGUAAACUGUCCGUGUUCUCUUAACCUCAGGCAAGUCACUAAGGCAGUACUAAUUUAGGAAAUAUUCAGCUACUAGCUAAUGUCAAAAUUGUAACCUGCAUAACUUGCUCUAAGCUGAGGGCACUGCUAAGGGUACCCCUCAAAUGUAUCUGCUUAAGGAAGCUAAACUCAGCAGUACCCAGAAAGGUGCUCCCAAAAUAAAUGAUUUUCAUGAAAAUAAAAACGCAUUUUCACAUCAAAAGAGCAGCUUCGACACACAACAUUUUAAAAAUACAAUGCUGAAUUUGUGCUUCUGCGAGUCCAGAUCUGUGACUGGUGUACAUGAACUGUGCAUAUGGUGAAAAUCAUUGUGAUGUUUUGUACAUGAUAUUUAUACGUAGAAUCUGCCUCACAAUAAAGAAGACCGAUGAUGUUUGUUAA